Messenger RNA from Solanum dulcamara, 2556 nucleotides. RefSeq names its product ABC transporter F family member 5. NCBI's taxonomy places the organism in Eukaryota, Viridiplantae, Streptophyta, Magnoliopsida, Solanales, Solanaceae. Gene Ontology annotation, molecular function: ATP hydrolysis activity; ATP binding. The record is from RefSeq and is a predicted model, not a curated record. Bases 196 to 2301 code for a protein of 701 amino acids. The transcript is spliced from 9 exons.
UUCUUCCUCUUCUUACUCAAAGGUGGUUUUCUACACAGUGAAGAGAGUCUCUCUUCUCUUCCCCCAUUUUCUUCACACUUUUGUAUAGAAGAGAAACUCUUUCACCCACAAACCUCCUCUACCCAAAUUCUUCAUAAACAACCCUAAAGUUUUCUUUUUUUUUUCUUCUUCAAAUUUUCUUGAAUUAUCCUAACAAUGGACCUUGCUACAAAGCUCCAAGUAAUCGACUUUCGUUCCACUUUCCUCACUGGCAGAGCAAAUAUUCUUUGCCCUCGUGGUGUUAUUCCCCCAAUACCCUCUAAUACCGCUGUGAAUACGGUUUUCAAUAACCCCAGAAGAAGAAAAGCUCUUAGAAUUUCAUCAAAAUUGAAAGCUGUGGCUGUUGAAACUGCUGAAACAGAGGUAAAAGAAGAUAUAGAGUCGUUGUUUUCUAGUAAUUCUAGUGAUGAAUUUGAUUAUUCCAGAAGGGGUAAUAAGCAAUCAGGUAAUGGGGCUUCGAGUAUUUCAUCUGGGGUUAGGCUAGAGAAUGUUAGCAAGAGUUAUAAAGGUGUUACGGUGUUGAAAGAUGUGAGUUGGGAAGUGAAAAAAGGUGAAAAAGUAGGUUUAGUAGGUGUAAAUGGUGCAGGGAAAACGACCCAAUUGAGGAUUAUAUCUGGUUUGGAAGAACCAGAUUCUGGCAAUGUGAUUAAGGCAAAACCCAAUAUGAAGAUUGCAUUUUUAAGCCAAGAAUUUGAGGUUGAGUCGACAAGAACUGUGAAGGAAGAGUUUAUGAGUGCAUUUAAGGAGGAAAUGGAAGUUGCUGAGAGACUUGAGAAGGUUCAGAAGGCAAUUGAGAAAUCUGUUGAUGAUUUGGAGCUGAUGGGGAGGCUAUUGGAUGAGUUUGAUUUGCUGCAGAGGAGGGCACAAGCUGUGGAUUUGGAUGUGGUGGAUGUUAAGAUUAACAAGAUGAUGCCGGAGUUAGGAUUUGCUCAAGAGGAUGCAGAUAGGCUUGUGGCAUCAUUUAGUGGUGGCUGGCAAAUGAGGAUGUCUCUGGGCAAGAUCUUGCUGCAGGACCCGGAUCUGUUAUUACUGGAUGAACCGACCAAUCAUCUUGACCUUGAUACGAUUGAGUGGCUUGAGGGUUAUCUGAAUAAGCAAGACGUUCCGAUGGUCAUUAUAUCCCAUGACCGAGCUUUCCUUGAUCAGUUGUGUACAAAAAUUGUGGAGACUGAUAUGGGUGUAUCUAGGACAUAUGAAGGAAAUUACUCGGAUUAUAUUAUUUCAAGGGCUGAAUGGAUUGAAACACAGAAUGCUGCAUGGGAAAAGCAACAGAAGGAAAUUGAGCAAACAAGAGAUUUGAUAAGUAGGUUAAGUGCAGGAGCAAACUCAGGUCGUGCAUCUACAGCUGAAAAGAAGCUGGAGAAACUUCAGGAGCAGGAACAAGUUGAUAAGCCAUUCAUUAGGAAACAAAUGAAGAUUAGGUUCCCAGAACGUGAAAGAAGUGGGAGAACAGUUGUGAAUGUUAAAAAUCUGGAAUUUUCCUUCGAGGAUAAGGUUCUUUUCAAGAAUGCAAACUUGACAAUUGAGAGAGGAGAGAAAAUUGCCAUUAUUGGUCCUAAUGGGUGUGGAAAGAGCACCUUUCUUAAACUGAUUAUGGGCUUACUGAAGCCAACACAAGGUGAAGUUGUGCUUGGGGAGCACAACGUAUUACCAAAUUAUUUUGAGCAGAAUCAGGCUGAGGCACUCGAUUUGGAAAAAACUGUCCUUGAAACUGUAGCAGAAGCUGCUGAGGAUUGGAGACUAGAUGAUAUAAAAGGACUCCUUGGACGUUGUAAUUUUAAAGCUGACAUGCUUGAUAGGAAGGUUUCCUUUUUGAGUGGCGGUGAGAAGGCACGUCUGUCCUUCUGUAAGUUCAUGGUGACCCCUUCAACUUUGCUAGUACUGGACGAGCCAACCAAUCAUUUGGACAUUCCAACGAAAGAGAUGCUUGAGGAGGCAAUUACGGAGUAUAAAGGCACUGUGAUAACUGUUUCUCAUGAUCGGUACUUCAUAAAACAAAUUGUUAACAGAGUAUUGGAAGUAAAAGAUGGCACUUUACAUGAUUAUGAAGGAGAUUACGAAUAUUAUUUGGAGAAAAACCUUGAGGCCAGGGAAAGAGAGCUUGAACGAGAGGCAGAGAUCGAGGAUAAGUCUCCAAAAGCUAAAGCCAAAUCCAAGAUGUCAAAGGCGGAAAAGGAAGCUCGGAAGAAACAGAAAAUGCAGGCAUUCCAAGCAGCAAAACAGAAGUCGAAGAAAUCGAAGAACUCCAAGAGGUGGAACUGAAAUGGUUUUUUUAGAUGCUCCCAUUCAGCUCCUUUGCUCUCUGUACAAAGCUUCAGUGAGCUACAUUAUCCAUCUUCAUAUUGUAUAUAAUAAGAAAUAGAUUAAAUAUAGUACUAGUUGAUUAUUCCUGUCAAACAUGCAGUCUAAUUCAUAGUCUCAUGAUCUAUCCUAUUUUCUGGAAAAUCAGAGAUUAUUCUUGUCAAACAUGCAGUCUUAUUCAUAGUCUCAUGAUCUAUCCUAUUUUCUGGAAAUUCA